Phialemonium atrogriseum is the source of this 1307-nucleotide messenger RNA. RefSeq names its product SYF2 splicing factor. The coding region runs from base 131 to 1105 and encodes 324 amino acids. Gene Ontology annotation, cellular component: catalytic step 2 spliceosome; Prp19 complex; post-mRNA release spliceosomal complex. The record is from RefSeq and is a predicted model, not a curated record. NCBI's taxonomy places the organism in Eukaryota, Fungi, Ascomycota, Sordariomycetes, Cephalothecales, Cephalothecaceae. The transcript has a single exon.
AUAAGGACCUAGGCGGGCGGUAACCUAUUUUUAGGAGGCUAACCACAACCACCACCUAAACAAAAAGGGAAACAAAUAGAUCGCGGUGCUACACUCUCCAUCGAUAACAUACUCAACCACAUCCCCAACCAUGCCGCCUGCAAAGAAGAGAAAGACGGGCGCCUCCAAGUCUCGCGCCACCAAACAGGCUGAUCCCGAGCAGCCUGUCGAGCAGCCUACUGCAGAAGCACCAGACGAGCAGCAAGAGCCCCAGCAAGACCCUCCGCAAGAUCCCUCCCUAGAAUCGAUGGCAAUCGCGCCUCCGCCUGAACCCUCAUUAUCUUCCAAAGACACGGCGGACACCAAAGAGGAUGCCGCCGCAAAGGCCAAGGAGCGCAUGGCGCGGUUCAGGGCGCUGCAGGCGCGGGCGAAGACGUCGUCCGACCAGAACCUAAAGGAGGCGACCAAGGAGUCGCAACGGGUCGCCAACGACCCGGGCCAGCUGAACGCGCUGAGCCGAAAGCAGGCGAUCGCGUCGCAGAAGCUGCUCAAGGCGGACGUGGAGGAGGCGGGCGAGGACUUUGAGCGCAAGCGGGCGUGGGACUGGACGGUGGAGGAGAGCGAGCGGUGGGACAAGCGGGUGCGCAAGCGCGAGGCGCACCGGGACAACAACGCGUUCAAGGACUACGGCGCCGAGAGCCAGAAGGUCUACAAGCGCCAGGUGCGCGACUCCAUUGCGGCGCCGGACCUGGAGCGCUACACCCGUGACAAGAUGGCCGCCAUCGAGCGGGCUGCCGCCGCCGGCACCCUCGAGAUCGUCGAGACCGACGACGGAGAGCUGAUCGCCGUCGACAAGGACGGCGGCCUCUACAGCACCGCCGACUCCACCGCCUUCGCUGAGAGCAAGCCCGACAAGGCCGCCAUCGACAGGCUCGUCAACGACCUGAAGAAGGCCGAGGCCGUCUCGCUCAAGAAGAGGAGGGACAGGAUGGCCGCCAACGGCGACGAUGCCGACGUCACCUACAUCAACGAGAAGAACAAGCAGUUCAAUCAGAAACUGUCCCGGUUCUACAACAAGUAUACGGCUGAGAUACGGGAUAGCUUUGAGAGGGGAACUAUGGUGUAGGGGCUCUUCAUGGAUUUUCGUGUUGAGAGAUUCGACCGUCGAUCCGUCUUUUUUAUUUUAUUUUUAGACAGCGAAUGGAGUUUGUGAUGGUACAUUCUAGAGUUUCCAGAUAUUGAUACACCUAAUGGAACACGCCCCUUUAAAGCAUGGACCUCCUCCACGCCUUGCUCGCCAGAUCCUCGAUCUCGGCUGGCUCCACGGG